This is a messenger RNA of Paramecium sonneborni, 3234 nucleotides long. The record is from the annotation of a GenBank genome assembly. NCBI's taxonomy places the organism in Eukaryota, Ciliophora, Oligohymenophorea, Peniculida, Parameciidae.
AUGGGAUUAGGAAUCAUUGGACAAAUAAAUUCAAAUGAAAUUAAUUGUUAACUAUUUUAGACUAUUUAUACCUACUAUAAGUUUUUUGAAAAUAGAAAUUAGAAAAAUAUAUAAUUUUAAUUCUAUAUAUAAAAUUGGCCAUUUUUAUUCAAUAAAAAUGGAUAACUUUAAGAGAAUACUUAUUAAAAUAUAGAACCAUUAAUUCCAACAGAUAGUUUAUAAACUAUUCCUGAAAUAAAUAAUUCUGUAGAAGUUUGUACAAAAGAAUUAGAAGAAGAAUUAAAUUAUUGGACGGAGGAGCUCGACCAGAAUUUAGAACAAGAAACUUAAAAUUAUUUAGAGAUUGAAAAUAAUUUCAAUAAUUUUAUCAAUAGUGUAUCAGAUUAACAAUUAGAAAAUUAGAUAUAUAGAACUAUUUAAUUUACAGGAUUAAUCUUUCCUUGUUAAUUUUAAAUAAACUUAUAAGAAUUUUAACAUAGAUUGCCUGAAUAAAAUAAAAUUUAAUUGGUGAGAAGGAUUAUUAGUUGGCAAUAGAAUUUAUAUAAUAAUAAUUAUGAUUAAAUAUAAAAUUCUUUGAAUUCUAGAAGAGAAACAAUGCAUAUAUUGUAAAAUAGAAUUUAAAUCUAAAAUAUGGAUUAAAUUUUUGAAAACUUUUAAAACCAAAAUAUAAAUAAUAAUAUUUUUAAUGAAAGGGAUAAUGAUUAAUUUAGUAUUUUUGAAACGUUUACUGAAAUGGACCUAUAAAACAAUCAACAUAUUGAAAUCGAAAAUCAAUUACCUUAAUAAUUACAGUUAGAAUAAAAUAUUCAACCAAGUACAAUUUCUUAAUUUUAAAAAAUUUAAAAUAUUGUUAAUUCUGCAUUGAAAAAUCGAAAAUAAACCUUGAAGCAUUUAGGUAAUAUAGAUCGAUAAUUGAUAUAAUAAUUUUUCUUAAAAUUCUUCUAUGUAGAUGAUGAUUUUGGCUCAAAUAAUACUUAUAUAAAUGAAUUUUUAAUAAGUAUAGGAACAAAAGGCAAUUUUAGUAAUUAAAUAACUCAAGAUAUAAUUAAAGUUUUGCAAAUGACUACUUAAAAUUAAAGAUAAGAAAAUGUUGAUUAAGAACCUCUUAUAAUUUCAAAAAAUGGAGUCAUAAGAGAUUUAGAAUAAACCAAAAAUUUUGUUUAAUUAAAAGCCUUAAAGUUAUUUAUUUAAUUACAAUUAACAUCAACUUCAAAUAUAUCAGAUGAGAAUGCUUAAGAAUUGAUAGAGCUUCUCUAUAAAUUAAAAGGCAAAAGUCUUUAGAACCUCCUUCAAUUUUUAGGAAAUUAAGAAGAUAAAUAUAACUUCUAAUUAGCUCCAAAUUAAGUGUUAAAUUUAUAUAAAUUUUUGCUAAGCUAGUAGGAUAUGAAAAAUAGUACUAAUUGCAUGAAUUUGAUAUCAAGACUAGAGCAUAAUAUUACUCACUUUAUGGCUGCGAAUAAAAUAAAAAUUAAUAAAAUUUCUGAAUAUUAUAAUAAUUAAUUUUUGAAUUAAUUAUAAGUUGAAUAAGCAUUUAAAUAGUUAAAUGAAUUAGAAAAAAUAUUUUAGAUGAUUUAAAUUAUAUUCAGAAAAGAUGAAAAUAAUCAUUACUAAUGCUAGGAAUUUUUAAAUUCAGAGGAAGUUUAAAGAUUAUUUAAUGUUUUAGAGAGUUUAAUAUCUUAAAUUUAAAAUUUAAAUGAUUCAAGAUUAUUGCCUCUCCUUAAAGCCUUUUUGAUAUGUUAUUAAACUAAAAGUCAAUUUAAUACUUAAAAUUUACAAUUCUUAAAGAUAUCUUCCAUGGAAAUAUCUACAGAAAUAUUAAUAGAUUUUGAAAAUUUAUUUAAAAGAUUGUGUUUAAAUGGAAAAGAUUACAUCAAUCAUAUAGUAAAAUAACAAAUAAACAUUAUGAACAAUGAGUGUAAAAUGAUGAAAGUAAGAAGGAAUAGAUUAACAGAAAAUAAUCAACUUUUUGAAAAAGAUUUUUUAGAAGGAAUUUUGAAUGUUCAUCCUCAAGCAAUUAAUUUUUAAAAUAAGAAAAAUUAUUUCUAUUCUAAAUUAGAAAUAAAUAGAUUAAGUUAAUAAUAGCUUUAAAGAUACCCAAUUAAAGUAUCAAAAUCCUAAAUAUUUGAAGAUUCAUACAAUGAGAUAACAAAAAUAAGUUCUCUUGAUAUUUUCAGAUUUAAAAGAUUUUUCAUUCUUUAUGAUGGAGAAAUUGGAUAAGAUGGAGGUGGAAUGACAACAGAUUGGAUUGGCAAACUUUCAAAAUCAAUAUUAGAUUAAUAAUAUUAACUAUUUAUACCUAAUUCAGAUAAUACUUGUUAUUUAAUAAACACUGAAUCUACUGAUCCUGAUCAUCUUAGAAAGUUUAAAUUUGUUGGAAUGUUUAUGGCUAUUGCAAUUAUCUGCAAAGUUAAUAUAAAAGGUUAUUUUCCAAAUUCUUAUUUUAAACACAUUGUGGGCUAAAAAUUAUCUAGAUCUGAUAUCCAAUAACAUGAUGAAGGAAUUUAUAAUUCUUUGAAUACUAUCUAUAAUUAGAAGAUUGAUUCUAGUUGGAAUUUAUAUUGGUUAUAUAAUAUUAAGAGAAACGGAGUAUUUAUAGAUGAAGAACUUAAACCAGGAGGUUCAGAUAUUGAAGUUACAGAAGAAGAUAAAAAAGAUUUUGUUAGAAAGUAUUGUUAUUAAAUUAUGGCAAAAAAUAUUGAAAAUUAAAUUAAAGCUAUUUAAGAAGGGUUUUAUUCAAUUAUACCAAAAAAUGAUAUUAAAAUUUUUGAUUCAAUUCAAUUAGAAUAAUUGUUAUGUGGUGAAUAAUAUAUAGAUGGUAUUAUAUUAAUAUAAUUUCCUUAGUUGAGGAUCUUAUAAGUAACCUAAUUUAUCAAGGUUGUAAUGCCUAAAAUUAAGUAAUUAAAUGGCUUUAAAACACAUUGAGGAACUUUAAUUAAGAUAUGUUAGUAAAGUUUUUAAAAUUAGCAACAAGUAAAAAUUAAAUUAAUUUAAGGUCGAACCAACUUACCUAUUGGAGGAUUUUCAAAUAAAGAGUGUAGAAUCACAAUAGUAUUACUUAAUAAUCUAUAAAAUGAUAUUGAUUCAAGAUACCCUGAAGGGCAUACAUGGUAUAACUAAAAUUUUAUAAAUAGUGCUCGUUCAAUUGGACUACCUCCCUAUUCAAAUGAACAAACUUUAUAACAAAAAUUAGAAGAAGCUUUAAUAAGUUAAGGAGACAGAUUUGAUCUAAUUUGA